Brenthis ino (lesser marbled fritillary) is the source of this 456-nucleotide messenger RNA. NCBI's taxonomy places the organism in Eukaryota, Metazoa, Arthropoda, Insecta, Lepidoptera, Nymphalidae. The record is from the annotation of a GenBank genome assembly.
AUGGAUGGGGAUCAGAUCCAAGAAACUGAUUGUAGUCAAGAUGACGUAGGAGGGUCUCAGGAAUCAGUGAAUGAAGACAGAAAUAUUAUAAUUAAUGAACCUACACCAGAACCAUCUAAUACUUUGCAAACAAAUCGCCGACGUAAAAACCCUCCAGAAUUAAUAGAAGCUGGAAAAACUAUGAACAAAGCGCUUAAUACUCUUAAUGCAGUAUUAAACCAAAAAAGUGAGAAUAAUUUUGCCCAUCAAGAAGAUGAGUGCGAUCUUUAUGGCAGAAAGUUAGCGAAGAAACUAAGAAAAUUUCCAGAACAUGAAAGAGUGAAUGUCAUGUAUGAACUCGAUGGGACGAUCAUUCGUCUACUUUCACGCAACACUUCACAUAGACAUGUUACAACACCUUCACCACUUUCUGCUCAUAGUUCUUACUCUGAACCUAUUUUCUCUACUAAAAUGAAC